Molecule: messenger RNA, 1252 nt
Organism: Andrographis paniculata
Lineage: Eukaryota; Viridiplantae; Streptophyta; Magnoliopsida; Lamiales; Acanthaceae
Exons: 2
Coding region: 146-793 (215 amino acids)
Source: RefSeq, a predicted model, not a curated record
UUCUCCUUUUUUAUUUCCGUAUACGCAAAAGUCCAAAGGGCCGAAACUUCGACCUCGCCUUUCGCCUCCUCUUCCUCCUCCUCCUUGCAACAGUGGCUAACGGCGGUGCGUCUCGUGGUUGCGGCGGCGGCGGCGGAACAGGUGGAUGGCAAGAAGCAACAAAUACACCUCCAUCAAUCUCAACGAUGUCUUCGAGAAAAAGCUGAAUAACAAUUCCAACAAACAAUCCACCACCACCAACAAUUCCUCCGCCAAAUCGUUCCCCAAUCAGAGCAAGACCGUCCUCUCCAACUCCCGCAUCCAUGGCCACAUGCUUGUUUUGACCCGACCCACCCCCAAGCCCAUAUCCGUUCCCCAGAAGCCCCAAGACAAGAGCCCCUCCGUCGUUCCUGCUGCGUCGGCGCCGGAUCAAUCCAAAGGCGGCGUUCCCGAGCCGGUUUCGAUUUCUCUCCGUCCACAGGGACGAACCGGGUCUGGUCCAGCACUUGCUUCCUCUCCCUUGCCGUCUCCCGUAUCGCCUUUGCCUCCGCCGCCCGUGAAGUCCGAUCGCUUUGUUCCGCCGCAUCUGAGGCCAGGGUUUGUGGGGAAAGAGGAGAAGCCUGGAUCCGAUUUGGGGAAGGGUGGGGCAGGUAGUUUUAAGGGUAAGCCAGAGGUCAGGCCGCCGCAUCGUUCCGGUCCCCAUCACGGCUUGGAUCCGAUUGAGAGAAGGCCCAAGUCCGGCGGUGGGUAUGAGCACCUGACGGAUCUGAAUCGCCCUGGCUCGAGUGGAACCCGGCCCAGCUCUAGUGGAUGAUGCAUUCGACCAGUCUGACCUCCUUCAUUGACGAACACAGAAGCACUCUCUAACUCCAUCUGUCGGCCGGUGUUAUCAAUCUUCUGGUGAAGCUUGGUCCCUUGCUCUAAACUGCUGCGACAUUGAACCUCAAAUUAGUGUUGUUUUAGAACGCUGGAUUCCUAUCGACCAACAGGAAAUGGAUUGUUCUAAAAGCAGCGCAGCAUUAGUGGUUAUUCUCUAGGUUUUUGAGGCCUGAUGAGCCGCAGCUGAUAAACAUUACCUUGUUUUCUUGUUGUUUCAAAGCUUUAUUAAUAAAGGAGACGAUGAUGACUGGUGGCUGUAGGAUAUACUUGUCUGAUCUGUUGUCUUGUUGCUACUCUUGUAAAACUAUGUUGGGAAGAAGUGCUGUCGAAGAGUCUCGGCCCUCAGGAACCUUCUUGUAUUUGAUAUUUGGAUAUGAAUCUCUGUGUGCCUGUC